Messenger RNA from Daldinia childiae, 2772 nucleotides. RefSeq names its product Autophagy-related protein 9. Lineage: Eukaryota; Fungi; Ascomycota; Sordariomycetes; Xylariales; Hypoxylaceae. The transcript is spliced from 2 exons. Gene Ontology annotation, cellular component: autophagosome; phagophore assembly site. Gene Ontology annotation, biological process: autophagy of mitochondrion; protein localization to phagophore assembly site. The record is from RefSeq and is a predicted model, not a curated record. Bases 1 to 2772 code for a protein of 923 amino acids.
AUGCCUCCAAACCUCUUCUCCCGCCUCGUACCGUCCAGCGACGAUAGACCCUUAUACGACCGACUUAGAAACGGACAAGAUGACGAUGUCGAAAGUAGAGCUGGCCUUGACCUAGACGAAGAGAAUCUAGCCCAACAUUUCCAAGAUGAUGACCUCGACCAUGCUGGUGGUCCUGGUCUCGAUGAUAGCCAUAUAUCCACACCACGUAGCCCUGUCACUACCGCAAGUAGAGCUCGUCGUACCGCUGCAAGAGUAAACUCACACGAUGCGAGAUCGCGGUGGCUUACACAAGAGGAUGAUAUGGAUAACGAUGUUCCCGCCUCUCUCCUAGUAGAAGGUCCUGAUGCUACUACAUCCAAGCCAAAUCAAUACAGGACAAGCCCUCAACAGGCACGGAAUUCUACCAGACGCCACUCUUCAAACCGGAGGAUACAAGCGCAGUGGGAAACUGCGCAGGCGCAUCAGAGGCUACAUCAAGAUGAAGAUUACGGUCCGUCGACUAGCGAUCAGCCCCAGAGAGGCGGCACUGUGAGGGGCCCGGGAUUCACAGGCAGUCCCAAAGACAAGGCCAUGUUUAGAUGGGCUAACGUCUCUAAUCUAGACGUCUUUAUCAGGGAUGUCUACGACUAUUACCUAGGAGCGGGAAUGUGGUGUAUCCUACUCGAUAGGGUUUUACAUUUAUUAAAGGUUAUUUUCGUUGCGACUUUACUCACACUAUUAUCGCAGUGUAUAGAUUACAGUAAGAUCCGCGAUAGUAAAAGCUUGUCACAGAUCAUGAUUCCCCAGUGCACGAAGCACAUGUGGGGAAUAUGGAACUUGAGUCUCUGGGUUUGCAGCUUUUACUUUGUCUGGAAGAGCAUUCAGUGGAUUCUUGACAUACCGCGUUUGAUGCACAUACGCGAUUUCUUCGUCUACCUCCUGGAAAUCCCCGAGGAAGACAUGCAAACCGUCUCGUGGCAGGAUGUUGUGGCCAAGAUCACCGCCCUUCGCGACGAGAAUGUGAAGACAGCUACUAAUAUAACACCAUCGCAACGCCGUUUCUUGUCUAAGCAGCUGGGACAACACAUAGCAAGCCAAUCCAAAGAAAGACUCGAUGCCCACGAUAUUGCUAACAGGUUAAUGAGACGAGAGAACUAUAUUAUUGCUCUCUUCAACAAGGACAUAUUAGAUCUCACAGCCCCGGUGCCAUUUCUACGAAACCGGCAACUAUUCUCGAAAUCUCUGGAGUGGACGGUUCAGUUCGGCGUUCUAGACUUAGUUUUCAACGAGGGUGGCCAGGUUCAUCAACGAGUCCUCAAAUCCGAUCAUCGUGGACACCUUAGCAGGGAAAUGCAAACAAGAUUCGCAUUUGCAGCGGUGAUGAACCUCAUAUUCGCCCCGUUUGUAGCGUCUGCCCUCCUCGUCGACUUCAUCUUCACGUACUACAAUGAAUUCAAAACGAAUACCUCAUCUCUAGGGGCCCGGCAAUAUACACCGCUUGCCAGAUGGAAGUUCCGCGAGUUCAACGAGCUCCCACACUUAUUCGAGGAACGGUUAAACAUGUCAUAUCCUUACGCAAAACAUUACAUAGAUCAGUUUCCGAAGAAGAAGACAGAAUCAGCCGCCCGAACGGUUCAGUUCUUUUCUGGCGCACUUAUUGCCGUUUUGGCCAUUGUGGGAUUUUCCGACCCCGAAAUGUUUGUCGACUUUGAACUGUUCCCGGGAAUGAAUACGUUCGCCUUCGUUGCGCUUUUAACAACGACAUGGGCCGUCGCUCGAGGAAUGAUAUCCGAGGAGAAUAACGUGUUUGAUCCCGAAUUUGCGAUGCAAAGCGUCGUCGAGUACACACAUUACCAACCAGAUCAGUGGAAAGGUAGACUCCACAGCUACGAGGUCAAGGCCGAGUUUUCCGAACUUUACAAGUCAAGAAUCGUCAUCUUCCUUGAGGAAAUCACCAGCGUCUUGGUCACACCCCUAGUGCUCUUCUUUAGCUUGCCAAAGUGCAGCGAUCAGAUCAUCGACUUCUUCCGCGAAUUUACAAUCCACGUCGACGGGCUAGGCUACGUGUGCUCAUUUGCUGUGUUUGACUUUCAGAAAGACCAACGCACGACAAAGCAGCAGCCCGGUAAUAUAAAUGAUGCUAGGGAGGACUAUUACGCUACCAAACACGGGAAGAUGCAGGCUUCCGUCCACGGCUUCUUGGAUAAUUACGUCUACCACCCUAGGACUGGUCUUCCCGGAAAUCACGCCAUGGGCGGCCCAGCCGGACGUCACCAAUUCCACCCUCCACCCGCUUUCCCAGGCCUCAUGUCACCUACCCUCGCUGCGGACAUGCAUUCCUCGCGCAUCGGACCUAGCGAACGGCCUAGAAGCCGAGCACCAAUCUCAAGCAGAACACCACGAUUCGGCCCUGCCGUCGCGCCCUCGCCAAUGGCCUCCAUGCUACUUGAUCCACACCACCAACCUUCCGCCUCGUUCAUUGUGCCUCGAACCACCCCGCAGCGUACGCGCCAGCAGCGCGGCAUGCCCUCCGGCGACACGAACAUCAUUGAGGAGUCGACGGAAGAUGGGCCCUCGCGAAGCGUUAUCCGUCGGCAUGAUACGGCGUAUACGGACGACGGUGAUAUCGAAGAAAGCGUGGCGCGUCUCGGCGAGUCUACGUGGGAGGGCUCGCCCAGGCAUGGGCUAAGUCGCGAGGGUAGCAAUGCUACCGAUGGCGAUGAUGGACCGGGCGUCGUGACGAUGCUAAAGCAGUUCCAGCAGGCACAUUUGGAUCGGCGGGGCGUUAUGUGA